CUGUGAUAGGUUAACUCUGACAUACGGCUAAAAAUAGCACCACGUAUUGGCCCAGCAUUAGCUGUCGCCAUAGUGACGCCAGCACUAUAAACAGUCUGCAUUCACUGGGGCAGAGCUGAUAUUGACUGGUCUGCUGUUGCAUUCUGGUAUACACUGUGAGGUCAUACUGAUUAUCAUAAAUAAAUCUUUUUUUGCCUAUGUACUUAUACACACUAGUACACCGUCACAUGUUGCAGACAAGUCUGGGCAUGUUUGAAUCUAAAACCUUGCCAUCGACAUGACUAGGCUUGUUGGCAACAACACAUCUGUUAUUCGAUUUCCCCCAACAAUCCUUGCUGGUGUUUUAGUUUUUACCAUUCAUGGAAUAUAUGUCUAGUUGGUGGAGUUUUUCCUAAAAUUGUGGAUUUUUGACUGAAUACCGUUGUGUGUCCACCAUGAUAAAAGUGGAGAGGACUGGGUUCACGACGUACCGGUUGAAUCCGAUCGUUGCCCAGACGACGUCUGCGUCUGGCAUGAGCCCAGAUUCACAGAAUCACAUCAUCGGCAGCUCCGCAUCCAGCCCCUACGACACGGGUAUCACAUCACCACCACCGUAUUCACCGCACACAAACCUUCAGUCGUCACAGCCAACAGUUCCAUCCAACACAAACUACCCAGGUGACUAUGGGUUUGAAAUCAGCUUUGCAACGCCAUCAAAAGAAACCAAGUCUACAACAUGGACUUAUUCUGAUUUACUAAAGAAGUUGUAUGUUCGUAUGGCGACAACAUGCCCAGUCCGUUUCAAAUCUUUACGAAUGCCGCCGUCCGGCUGCAUAAUCCGCGCGAUGCCGAUCUUCAUGAAACCAGAACACGUGCAGGAAGUCGUCAAACGGUGCCCGAAUCACGCCACAUCGAAAGAACACAACGAAAACCACCCGGCUCCAACCCACUUAGUCCGCUGUGAACACAAACUGGCUAAAUAUGUCGAGGACAGUUACACUGGGCGGCAGAGCGUCUUGUUACCCCACGAGCCACCACAGGCGGGGUCCGAGUGGGUGACAAACUUGUUUCAGUUCAUGUGUUUGGGCUCGUGUGUGGGCGGGCCGAACCGCCGACCAAUCCAGAUUGUGUUCACAUUGGAGAGAGAUAACCAGGUUCUCGGGAGGAGGGCCGUGGAGGUUCGGAUAUGCGCAUGUCCAGGGCGGGACCGCAAGGCCGACGAGAAGCAGUCUCUCCCACCAGCAAAGCAGUCGCCAUGUAAAAAAAUUUCACCAGUGACGAAGAUCUGCCUAGGUGCAGAGUUUACAUCCAUCGCUCCAGGCAAGAAGAGGAAGUUACAGGAGGAUGAGGCGUUUACUGUUACUGUACGUGGGCGAGAGAACUAUGAAAUUCUAUGCAAGAUCCGAGACAGCCUUGAACUUGCGUCGAUGGUUCCCCAGUCUCAGGUGGAGCUCUACAAACAGCAGCAGGGAGAAGUCAACAGACAACCUAGCGCCCCCAAGAUGAUCAAGCUGCCUAGCAGCGACCGAGGGCCAGUCUCACUGGGCCCGCCUGCCGAGAGUCUGCCGUUCAGCCCCGACACGAGUCACGUGACCAGCUCACAGGCCAGCCAGGGGACGAGUAACGAUAUAAUACUCGGAGACUCUCAGGCUGUCGUCAAGGAAGAAACCGUCAACGGAGGGGGCCAGUUACACGACAACACAAUUGCAAGUUUCUUGACGAACCUUGGACUGUCGGCUUACAUAGACAACUUCCAUCAAGCAAACCUGUACGGGAUGUUUCAGCUGGACGAUUACACACUAGACGACCUGGCUACGAUGAAAAUUGGAACAAGUCACCGCAACAAGAUCUGGAAGGCAUUGACCGAAUACCGCAAUUCACAGACGUACAUGACGGAGACAUCGUCGCAGGGCCUGGGACGCAUCGACAGCAAUGCAUCCACUGUGAGCAUGUCGUCGCAGAAUAGCAUCUCACAGAACAGCAUCUCGCAAAACAGCUCAUACUGUCCCGGUUACUAUGAGGUGACGCGGUACACCUUUAAACACACCAUCUCCCUGACGCGGUCGCAGCACAACGUGUGUGUCGACAAACCGAUAAAGACCGAGAGGGUGUAAAAUGGGGGCGACUUCCAUUCCAGACUGUCGUUGUAGCCAUGUUUUAAGAAAAAAGGUGCAAAUAAUUUUUUUUUUUAAAACAAUAACAAGUGCAUUUAAAAACUUGUUUCGUGUGAGCAAGUUUGUCAUUUUCAUUUCACUGUUGAAUGUAAAAAGUGAGUUAUUUUAGUAUUGUGUGAUCCAUUUUUUAGAAGGAAUUGUCUUAUUGUGUUUGUUAUAAUAUGUGAAAUGCAAGAAUAAUGGGUUUUUGUUUUUAAAUGUGAAAAUGGAGAGCAGUAGUAGUUUAAUUCAAUAUCAUGAAAGAAGUCAUUUUUGUAAGUAAAUGUGAAAAUAGUUGUAGCACUUUCCAUAAAAUGUUAGCAGGUGUGAAUAUUUAUCAAUAUUUUUUGUGUGUGUGUUAAGAGCCAGGUAUUGGCUGAAUUAAUCAGGAGUCGAAAUUACCAGAUUUCCAAAUUGAUGACACAACCAGGAAGUGUAGGUCUUGCUUUUAAGCAUUUCAGUCUAGCCACGAGGCUUAAAACUAGAUUUUAGCUGCAGUGUAGAUAUGGCAUUUUAUAUUCUAAGUUUGAAUUGAGAGUCCAAAAUAAAGAGUAGCAAAUAGCUUGCUGGUUAGAGCAUCUGCCUGAGAUACUGUUAGUUGCAGGAUCGAAUCCCUUCCGGUGGACUAGGGUUGAUUUUUCAUUCCAGUCAGUUCUCCAGCACCAACCCCUGCAAUUAAGAAAAUGUCCACGGCAAAAAAACAUGCCAUUAAUAAAAUCCUGAAUAUAGUCCAAGACAGAAAAGUGCCGCAGAGAAUUAAAAACUACACAGCAUUGCCGAUUGCCGUGGGCAACUGCAGGGGUUGCAACACUGGUAUGUGUUUUGGAAAGUGCAUUAUACAAAUCGAUUGCCACAAAUUCAAACGAGUAGUCGCAAGUCGUGUCAUGAAAACAAAAACUUCAGAUCCUUGUACAAACACUUUAAGUCUCAGACUGGUGGAUUUGUGUUAAUUUCGACCCCUGUUAUUUAGUUUUAAACAGAUCAAGAACUGCUGAUAUUUUGUGUGUUGACUGCAACAGUACAGCAAAUGAUGUUCCCAUGGUUUCAUACAUUCCACUUCCAGUUUGAAUGAUGGCAACUAAGUUUAUGAUGGUUGUUUGGGUACAGAUUCAACCUUAUAGGAAUGCACUGUGGCUUUCGUAAGGGAGAUGUGGGGCCACGUUUGGUCAUAAUCUGACAUUUAAAUUUACUGUAAUAAAUAAAGAUUAUUAUACAAGCUUGUGUCUAGUACUAUUUUUACAAAACGAGUGUCACGAUUUUUGUAUUGUCCUGACAUUAGUUUCGUAAAAUUACGAGUCAUAAUUUCUUUAUUAUCCACAUUAUUUAAAAAAAAUGUUUUAUGAAUAGCAAGGGCCAUCUCAAAAUGUUUCACCCACAACUAGGAGAUGAUGAAAUUACAUCAUAUUUAUUUCUUUGUUAUCCAUAUUAUUAUUUUAUUAUUUUUUAUGAAUAACAAGGGCUAUCUCAAAAUGUUUCACCCUCAACUAGAGGGAGACGAUGAAAUGACGUCAUAUUUAUUUCGUUAUUAUCCAUAUUUUUUUUUUUAUCACUAACAAGACCCAACUCAAAAUGUUUCACCCUCAACUAGAGGGAGACGAUGAAAUGACGUCAUAUUUAUUUCUUUAUUAUCCAUAUUAUUAUUUUUUAUCACUAACAAGACCCAACUCAAAAUGUUUCACCCUCAACUAGAGGGAGACGAUGAAAUGACGUCAUAUUUAUUUCUUUAUUAUCCAUAUUAUUAUUUUUUAUCACUAACAAGACCCAACUCAAAAUGUUUCACCCUCAACUAGAGGGAGACGAUGAAAUGACGUCAUAUUUAUUUCUUUAUUAUCCAUAUUAUUAUUUUUUAUCACUAACAAGACCCAACUCAAAAUGUUUCACCCACAACUAGAGGGAGACGAUGAAAUGAUGUCAUAUUUUACAUGCGCAAUCUGAGCUAGGACUGAGGAAGCAACAUCAUGUUACGAUGUCACUUCCCAAAAUUACAUUAUUGCACUUGUUAUUACACAUGUGCUUCAUAUUGUUUUUAUUAACAUCAAAAAGGCUAUAGGUUUAACAUUCCUUAUUCUACUCUUAUGCGAGUUUUUUAUUUUUAUAUGUGUAGUACAGAAGUCAUUGUAUAAUUCACUCAAACAUUUUAGGAUCAUUUUUCAUAUUAGUAUUGGACAAACAUAAUUUUAUUUGUUUCAUUCAGCCGAUAAUGUUGUAUUUGUACCUCUGAAACUAUUAUUCACUGGUGUUGCCUGAUUUUAUUUUAUUUUGAUUUUUUACUAAUUUGGCACUGAAUACAAAUGUACUUCAUUGUUGAAUUACAAUUUUAUUUUGUUUUUAAAAUGGACCAAACAUAUGGCAUAUACAAGUAUUAUAUUUGUUCCAUCUCCGUCCAUUAAGUUGCUGCUCAUUUUGAAGUAAGAUGUUUUGUUGUAUUCAUUUUCAUAUAGUGUUUGCUGUAGCUCCAUCAACUCAUAAAAAUGCCCCAAGUCACAUUUUUAGCUAUAAAUCCUUUUCUUUUUCUAACAUAUAGGGUUUAAGCUGUACCCCUAAAACAUAUUAAAAAUUUGACAAAUUUGAUCACAAAAACCAGUUGCCAAAUUCAAGUUUUCCAAACAGCCAAAAUUAGUUGUCUGACAAUUUUAAUUUUAAUUUACUUUUGAAAGUUCGGCAAGUGAUAGCUUAAAAUGUGUCUAAAACAAAAAGCAAAAAAAAAAAAAGAAAAAAGUUAAGACAUGAAAGAUCCUGCUAAAAUGAUCUUUUAGCACCCAAUCAAAUUAUUUUUAAGAACUGAGUAUAAUAAUAAAUAUAGUUUCAGCUCAUUAUAAUUAUUAUAUUUUUGUUCAACGUUACAUAUAUUGAAGAAUUUUAGGCCAUCCCAUUGGCUGUUGGGAUGUUCGGACCAGACCACUUGCGUGGGUGGGUGGGGAGGUGAACUUUUUGAGGACAGGUAAUGUAUCUAUAAAAGAGAAAACACUCCCCAAGUUUUCUCCAUUCCUUGGUAUUUGAACUUGGUAUUUAAUAGGUGUAUGUUCUGCCAACAGUGGGUAAUUAAGAGAAUAACUGAAUUGAUACGAUGGGUUGUGAAUUAUCUGUGUGUUAACACUUUAUUGUAUUAAAAACAAUAACAAGGAAAGAAUAUGGACGUAUAUAAUACCUAUUGAUCCUUUACUUGCAUAUUGGUUAAAUGGGAUGAACAAUGUUUGUUUUUUGUUGUUUUUUAUAAGAAGUCUUGUUGGUUGUUAAAAAGGUUUUUUUUAACAUAUGUUUUGUAAGAAGUCACAUCAUUAAGCCAGAUAAAUUUCUUUCAGUAUCAUUUCUUCCGUUUCAUUCUUGAAGUCAUGUCAUUAACCAUGCACAUUUUAAUCAAUUAUGCAAGUGGCAAAUAUUGUGAAACGUCUGUACAUAUGUUUGUUGUAGUUUCUAUAAUAAUCAUAGUAUUUUAAAUUCUUGGACAUGCACUCGAUUGACUUGACUUGAAUAUUUGACAUUUAAAUAAAACUACAUCCUGAGUAUUGCUAUUGUGUAUAUAUAUAUAUAUACAUACAUACACACACACACACAUUAUUGUCGUAAAGUCAAAAUCUCAUAACUCAGUUUGCAUAGAAACAAGUGAAAGUAUAAUUUUGAUAGUCUCCCCUUUUUAACUCACAGCAUAUUGUUACAUGUGUAUCCGUGAGAACACACAAACACACACACAAAGCAAACAGCCUUGCAUAAAAAGAUCUAUCAAGCUACUUUUACAUUUUGCAUUUCCUGAAAACUAAACAUUUUGCUGUAUCAGGUUUUGACCUUCCUUUACACACAGCUUUACACACAGGCUUACACACACGGCUUUACACACAGGCUUACACACACGGCUUUACACACAGGCUUACACACACAGCUUUACACACAGGCUUAAACACACAGGCUUAAACA
Gigantopelta aegis is the source of this 6044-nucleotide messenger RNA. RefSeq names its product tumor protein 63-like. The transcript has 10 exons. Gene Ontology annotation, biological process: protein tetramerization; apoptotic process; regulation of transcription by RNA polymerase II. The coding region runs from base 435 to 2093 and encodes 552 amino acids. The record is from RefSeq and is a predicted model, not a curated record. Gene Ontology annotation, molecular function: protein binding; DNA-binding transcription factor activity, RNA polymerase II-specific; RNA polymerase II cis-regulatory region sequence-specific DNA binding. Gene Ontology annotation, cellular component: nucleus. Lineage: Eukaryota; Metazoa; Mollusca; Gastropoda; Neomphalida; Peltospiridae.